Leishmania major strain Friedlin is the source of this 1701-nucleotide messenger RNA. RefSeq lists its product as hypothetical. The transcript has a single exon. Lineage: Eukaryota; Euglenozoa; Kinetoplastea; Trypanosomatida; Trypanosomatidae. The coding region runs from base 1 to 1701 and encodes 566 amino acids. The record is from RefSeq and is a predicted model, not a curated record.
AUGCACUGCAGCACGGGGCGCGCUGGCUCUGUGGGCUUCGCACCCCGCCAGCAGGAGUUGCAGCGUGUAAUCGAAGAGAAGCAGAUCCAGUUGAAGCAGCUGUACGAGCGGCAGUGCCGUGUGCGUGCCGCGAUGUUGCGCCAGCAAGACUUCAAGGGCGCCCGAGUGAUGAGAGAUCAACCCCAACUGCGCAUUCGAGGGUCACCUGCGCAAGCGCGGCCACCACACCGUGCAGCAUCGCAGACGCCGUCGCCGAGUGGCAUCGGACCAUCGGAGAGCGUCGCCUUCACCAUUACAUCUGAACGGCGCCGCCUGCGUCCUCGAAUUGCGCCUCAGAACCCUGACAGCCGCACUGUCUUCUUGGGAGCACGUUCGAAACUCACUCGGAAUCGACCGUCUCCGUCGAAGGAGUUUGCGAUUCGCUUGUCUCGCCUGCACAAAGCCUCCGCGUCGGGCGCGGCAACUGUGCCGGAGGCGGUAGCAGUAUCAGCUACUAAAGAACCGUUAAGUGACUCUCCGGAUGUUUCGCCGAUUGCGGCGGAGUGCCCCGCAGGUCCGGCUGAUGUUUCCGCUGGAUCGUAUUGGAGCAGCAUUUCUGCUCUAUUCGGUGACCCUGUAGGGAUGAGCUGCCUCGGCCGUGGUGACGUCGAAGGUGCUCGUCACGUGCGGUUUUCGAGCCGAAGCCCGCAGGUCGCCACCUUCUCAGUGGAGCGAUCUUGCGUUCCGCUCGAGGAGGGAUUCGAUGCGAUGGUGGUUGCGGCCGCCGCAACGCCAGGGACGCCGGCAAGUGAUGGGGAAAAACAGACACUUGGCCCGGAGCUCGACUUGAUUAAGGCGGCUUCUGCGCCUCUCGACACCGCUGCCCAGCGGGUGUCUAGUCUCGCGAUGAGUCCGUUCGCCUCCUCGCGGUAUUCCGCUGUUCUGUCACCACGAACCACUGUCUCGUCUUACCUAACCCAGAUCGAGGAACUGCGCCACUCGUUGCUAGAGGCGCCAUCGGACACCCGUUACAGUGGGCGCGGCUUCGACGAUGACACUCGCCUGCCAGCACGGCGAUCUCAGGAUUUGAGGAUGUCGGGGCAGCCGUCGGUGAUGGAGAAGCAGGUUGAGAGAGAGGGUGCCGCGACGCCUGCCAAGCAGUGGACGUUGGUGCGAACUCGUGACCUCGGCGAGUCUGUUGGUGCGGCCGCCGUCGGCAUCAACUCCACCACGAUGUCCGGUGCACUUGGUCUGGCUGUGCCCGUGCCAAGUAGUGUGCCUGUAGCCCCUGUUAUGUGGGAGGCUUCUGUGUGCUUCACGGAGAACUCGCCGAUCUUUCUGCGCCGCCCCGAGCGGAGAGUUGGCCUGUCCACCCAAGAUUCCUGUGAGUCACCGCUCUUAACGAACAUCACGAACCAGCCCCCCAAAUCGUCUGCACCACCGCCACCAAGGCUGCCGAUGUCACGUGAGGAGAGCGCCGUGACCGUCCACAAGCUGACGAAGUGUGUACGCUUUCGUGAGUCUGUCGAGCGAUCUGACAAAGGUACUUCGGGGACCGCAUGCAAGCGACGGCGUCCAGGUUGGCGGCCCGCGCCUUCCUCCGCUUCUGCACCGGCCGUAGGCGGUGUGCCAAUCGUGAUGCCGGCCGAGUUGUGUUGCGAGCAGGAGGGCUUUGGUGCUGGCAUCCUCCUAGCUUGCGGGCCGACACUCUACUUUGAUUGA